AUGGGUGAGGAAGGCGAGAACCAAGAAGCUGGUGCUGAUAACAAGCAUCGUCCCAGCAGAGAAAGAAAAUCUUCUGAUACUAACGGCGGAGAACGAAAGAGACGAUCCAGCAAGCAUCGAUCAUCUUCUCGAGACUCGCAUGAUGAUAUCCUGGAUAGCUCGGAACGUAAAUCUUCGCGAUCGAAACCUGAACGAAGACGAUCCAAAGAUGAUGACGGCCUUGGUGGUGGUGGUGGUGGCUCCUCAGGAAAACGAUCUUCGGACCGUCCUUCUCGACGCAAGUCCAAAGACUCUCACGAUGAUGAUGAGCCAGGUGGACGAUCAUCUGACCGUCCUUCCCGAAGAAAAUCAAGAGACUCUCACGACGAUGAGCUUGGUGGAUCUUCAAGAGGAGCAAAGCCUUCUCGAAGAAAGUCCAGAGACUCUCACGAUGAUGAGGAAUUAGGUGGAAAACGUUCCUUUCAUCGCCCUUCCCGAAAAAAGUCCACAGACGAUAAGGAAUCUGCGUUUACAGAGGAUCAAAAGGCCAAGUCAAGAGCUAGAAGGAGCCCCACUCGAGGAACUGUAGCCCCUGGUGCCUUUGUGGAGACCACUGGAGACAGCCGAGCGGUUCGACGCAAAGACCGAGAAUCCACCGACAAGGAAGCCAAAGACCGAGCUCGAAGACAGACUGGAGAAGUCACCAAGCCUGCUUCUUCUAGAGAAGCUAGAGAACAAAAAACCAAGGACCAGGCCCGACGAGCUCGAGGAUCUGCGGAUGCUGUACGACCUGGUGCUUCCAGUGAGGUUCGGGGACCCCGGCAAGCAAAAUCUUCAAAUGUCCGAGAGUUCACGCUUGAGUCGAACAGUCAAGCUUCCAAUGAAGAACAUAAAGCUCCAAAUGUGGAUGGCGAAUUCGAGAUCAAGGCGAUUGCUGUGGAAGAGGUUGAAAACGAACAAUUGAAGAAGCAGCAAAGUGAAAUUGAAAACCUUAAAAGGACCUUGACUACGAUUACAACAAACCAAAACGAGACACCGGAAGAAUCCCCUCCCCCGUCAGAAGAGAAGAAAUCUUCUGGGCGCAAAAAGUGCAUCUAUUUCAUCAUCGCUUUGGUUCUAAUUGGUGGAGGAGUUGCUGCCUAUCUCUUGACUCGUGGUACAGAUGUGGUGGAGGAGUCUGCUGCUGAGGCAGAGACCACUCCCACAGUGCCUCCGACAGCAGCAGCUAUCCAGCAGCUAGAUCCAACAUCUGCUCCUACUGCUCCGCCUACCAAAUUUCAGCUCUACGAGGAGCCCUCUUCAGAAGACUGUGCUGCCAUUGCCACUGGCAACAAGCUUGACGACCAAGAUUUGAUCGAAGCAAGCAGUUUUGUCUUGGAACUCGAUGCCACCCUAAAGUCGGAUCUAUUUGCGGACGAUACAACCUAUUUGCCUGCGUUGAAGGAUGCCCUGCAAGCCAUUUGGAUGCCUGAAGUUGCUGGCUGUACUGUGGCAACUCGCCGAAACCUACGUCGCAAACUUCAAGUGGCAGACUACGUGGUGGCAAAUGGAUUGGUCUUGCAGACCAUUACUCCGUCGGGGAGUAGCUGUCAAGACAGUGCUGCUGCAUUGUGCUCUCGUGUCGUCGUCACAUUGGACUUGUGGCUUCGUGAGGACGUCAAGGGAUUCGCGUUGCUGGGUCAUUUGGCGGCCGUCCUUGGAGACGAACCGGUCGAACGGCUGAAUUUGCAGACUAUUUUUGAGUCCAUUUCCAUCGUCAAUGGAUAUUCUUCCGGGACUACACAGCAGCCAACAGUAGCGCCAACUGAUCUUCCAACUAAAAAUCUAACACCAGCGCCUACAGUGGCUGCGGGAGUGCCAACAGCUACUCCCUCUUUCAGUCCUUCGUUUGCUCCAGUGGUGGGACCAACUACCGAAGCGCCUACAAAGAAGCCAACACAAGCCCCUACAACUGCGCCUGUAACUGUUCCUACCAUUGCUCUUACAAUUGCUCCUACCAUUGCACCGACCACACUCGCUCCGACGGGAGCUCCAGUCGUAGGACCCACGCCUCCUCCAACAAAAUUUCCGACUGGAGCCCCGACACUCGCUCCAACCCCCAAGCCCUCUCAGGCACCAACAGAUGAGCCGUCUCUGCCGCCUUCCAGUCAACCUUCGGUGGAACCAUCUUCAUCACCUACCAAGUCCAAGUGCUUUCAAGCCGAUUCUGAUCUAACGGAUGCAGUCCGCAACUGGUUUGCGUCGUCGUCUGUCAAGGAUUUGGUCGUGGCUCGAUACGGAGAGAUCAGCGACUGGUGUUUUGGUUCCGGAGUGACUAGCAUGCAAGAUCUAUUCAUCCAUCGCAUUGACUUCAAUGAAGAUAUUUCGAAUUGGGACGUGUCUUCCAUCACGACCAUAGAAGGCAUGUUUCACAAUGCAUCUUCGUUCAACCAAGACUUGUCAUCUUGGGACGUUUCGUCGGUCACAAACAUGCAUGGAGUGUUCCAUUAUGCAUCAUCCUUCAAUCAAGACUUGUCAUCAUGGGACACGUCCUCUGUAACUACCAUGUGGGAAAUGUUCAACGAAGCAACAUCUUUCAAUGGAGACAUUUCAACAUGGGACGUGUCGUCUGUAACAUCAAUGGCCCAGAUGUUCCGCCUUGCGUCAUCCUUCAAUCAAGACAUAUCAUCUUGGGAUGUUUCAGCCGUCACCAGUAUGUAUAUGAUGUUCCUCGGAGUACCAGCAUUCAAUCAAGACCUAUCAUCAUGGGAUGUUUCUUCGGUGGAGUCGUUUGAAUUCAUGUUUCAUCAAUGCAGAUCGUUCAACUCGGACUUAUCAUCGUGGACUGUUUCUUCUGCCAAAGGUAUGGUUUGGAUGUUUCACGAUGCAAGAAUUUUCAAUCAAGACAUUGGCUCCUGGGAUGUGUCUUCCGUUACAACUAUGCAGGGCAUGUUCGGAAAUACAGAUGCCUUCAACCAGGAUUUGGCAUCGUGGCAAGUUUCGGCUGUAACUGACAUGAAUUACAUGUUUGGCAAUGCAAUUGCCUUCAAUGGAGACAUAUCAUCUUGGGAUUUGUCAUCUGUCAUUGAUAUGAGAAACAUGUUCGACGGGGCAUUAAGCUUCAAUCAGCCCUUGGCACCUUGGAGAUUUCCACUUGUUACUGACUUGACUGCCGUGUUCCAGAAGGCAUCAUCCUUCAAUCAAGACUUAUCAUCAUGGGAUGUGUCGUCUGUGACUUCUAUGUAUGGAAUGUUCAACGAAGCAUCAGCUUUCAAUGGAGACAUAUCAGUAUGGGAUGUUUCAUCUGUAACUCAAAUGAGGGAGAUGUUCCGGCUCGCAUUUGCCUUCAAUCAAGACAUAUCAGGGUGGGAUGUUUCAUCUGUGACCAACAUGUACAUGAUGUUCCUUGACGCAAUAUCUUUCAAUCAAGAUCUACCAUUGUGGGAUGUGUCUUCAGUCAACUCUUUUGAAUUCAUGUUCAGCGGAGCAGCAUCCUUCAAUGGAGAUGUAACAACAUGGGAUGUUUCGUCUGCAACAUCAACCCUUUGGAUGUUCUUCAAUGCAGGUGCUUUCAAUCAAGACAUCUCAGCGUGGGACGUGUCGUCUGUCCUUUCUAUGGAACAAAUGUUCCGUUUCGCAGGCUCCUUCAAUCAGGAUCUUUGUGCAUGGGGCCCGCUCCUUGAUGCCAAUAUUGAUUUUGAAAACCAGGACGGGACUAUGUUUGGCGGCUCUAGCUGCCCUGAACAAUCCAAUCCAGACCUAUCUUCGAAUCCAGUAGGUCCCGUCUGCCGGCCUUGUCAGAUUUAG
Cylindrotheca closterium is the source of this 3765-nucleotide messenger RNA. The record is from the annotation of a GenBank genome assembly. NCBI's taxonomy places the organism in Eukaryota, Bacillariophyta, Bacillariophyceae, Bacillariales, Bacillariaceae.